UCAAUAUGCUGGAUAUCUGCCGACUUUGUGGAUGUACCGUGACUGUUUUCGUUUUUCUUCCAGUGUAAAAUUGGGAUAUGGCACUUUAAAACGCAUUAGACUCUGUUGGGAAUUUUCUAGCUGGAAAUUUUUUAUUUUUUUUCCCCUAUCUCCUUGUGAGCGUUGAUUUAACAACAGGGAAUUUCCUCGUCAGUUUGCACUUGUUUCUUUGGAUCUUAAAGUAGGUUUCAGGCUCACGAAAUACGGCCAAAUUUUUAUGUCUAAAUGUGUCAAACGUGUCAUUAGAAACGCCGGAAGAGUUGACCAUCUCUUUUGGAUGGAGUUUCAGUCUUGACGUCUUGGAGAGCGUGGAUGCAUAUACAGCCUUGGUGAAUGUUUUGAAUCGUUUUUUACUCUUCAACGGUUGGAUUACCUAUUUCUGAAAUGAAUGUUAUGCUACAUUUCUUUCAGGUUGGAUCUCCCUGUUUGUUUCGGGAAUUUUAACUGGGUGCUUUUAAUCUAACUACUGUUCAAAUCAGACGCUGAAAUCUUUCUCGUGUAUUUUGACAAACCACUCGGCUUAAUCCCCGAGUGAAAAAUACUGUGAUAUCUGUCUAUUUAUUUGUGCUUCGUUAAAGCCAGUUGACAGAUUUUGCACACCAUGGCUUUCUUGUCCGGUGCAGCGGUUCUGUUGCUGCGUGGACUCGUCAUCUCUGCGGUGUUGGUCUUAGAGAGUUCAUACACUAGUAAUCUGUCGAACCGAGUCACUCCGGAUUCAGCAGCAGCUGUUGCUCCUACAGAUCCAUGUCUGACAGUCAUCCCUCCAUGUGUGAACGAUGCCGACCGCUUCAGUUUAGAGGCACUGCGGCACAUUCACAAGCAACUAGACGAUGACAACGAUGGAGGGAUUGAAGUCAAUGAGAGCUUGGAGUUUAUUAUAGAGGAUAUGAAGCAGCAGCAGACCAAUAAACACAGCAAUCUUCACAGAGAGGACCAGCACAUCACAGUGGAAGAGCUGUGGAAGGGAUGGAAGAUGUCAGAAGUGCAUAACUGGACACUGGAGGAUGCAGUACAGUGGCUGAAAGAGUCAGUGGAGCUUCCUCAGUAUGAAAGAAACUUCAGAGAGUUUAAUGUAGACGGCAACACGCUACCUCGAAUAGCAGCCAAUGAACCGUCAUUUAUUUCAAUGCAGCUAAAGAUAUUAGACCAACGACAUAAACAGAAAUUAAAUCUAAAAGCGUUAGAUGCUGUCCUUUUUGGGCCUCCACAACGUCCUCACCAUAACUGGGUGAAAGACUUUGUUUUGAUGAUCUCUAUCAUCAUUGGUGUUGGGGGCUGCUGGUUUGCAUACAUACAGAACAAGUCGUCUAAAAUUCACGUCUCUCAGAUGAUGAGAGACCUGGAGAGUCUGCAGAAUGCUGAACUGAGCCUGAUAGAGCUACAGAGCCGGUUGGAAAAGGCUCAGGAGGAGAACCGGACAGUGGCAGUGGAGAAGCAGAACCUGGAGCAGAAGAUGCGUGAUGAGAUCAGUGGAGCUAAGAAAGAAGCCAGCAGACUGCGAGAGCUGCGAGAGGGGGCUGAAUGUGAACUCAGCAGACUGAAAUACGCAGAGGAGGAGCUAGUGCAGGUGCGAAUGGCUCUAAAGAGAGCAGAGAAGGAGAUGCAGUCUGAGUGGUCAGUGCCUGAAGCCUUGCAGAUGUGGCUACAGCUCACACAUGAAGUGGAAGUACAGUACUACAACAUCAAAAAACAGCACGCCGAGCUGCAGCUUUCGGUCGCAAAGGACGAGGCAGAAAAAAUCAAAAAGAAGAGGAACUCUGUGUUUGGCACCCUCCAUGUUGCUCACAGCUCAUCCCUGGAUGAAGUAGACCGCAAAAUACUUGAGGCUAAAAAAUCACUGUCAGAGGUCACAGCAUGUUUGCGGGAACGUCUUCAUCGCUGGCAGCAGAUAGAGAAGCUGUGUGGUUUUCCAUUGGUAAAUAACUCUGGGCUUCCCAGCCUCACUGCAUCGCUGUACGCUGACCACAGCUGGGUGGUCAUGCCACGGAUGUCUGUGCCACCCUAUCCAAUCGCUGGAGGGGUGGAUGAUCUUGACGAGGAUACGCCACCUACCAUUCCACAGUUCACCUCUCCAUUGAUUCGACCUGCUCUGACUCGAAACAGCAGUGUUUGUCGUUCUCGCAGAAGUCUUCUAGCUCAGCCCUCAUCCCUCUCAGCUGACCCUGACCUUUUAUCCAUGGCCUCUGCACACUUAGCCUACAGACCUGAAGGAGACGAUGAACACAUCUACUUUAAUGUAGAAAGGAAGGGGGAAACUCAGGACUCUUGCUCAGACUCUGACUCUCUCGGUUCCUCUUUGGGCAGGAAGCAGUUCUCCACUCCCUGUGCUCAAAGCACCCGUGUUACGGGCACGGACACCCCGCCACGCAAAAUCUCGCGAGAGGAACUUCUCCUCUUCACGCAAGAGGCCCAGGCUGUCGCUCUGGAGAGCAUAGCAUAUUCCAAAUCCUCCUCUUCAUCUCCUUUUGACUCCUCAGUUCACAAGGGGUCUCCUGACCUCACCCGCUCCUCCGUUCUCCCAGAGUCCCAAAGUUUGACUUUUCACCCUGGCACCAAAUCUGUGGCCUACAAUGGCAUCCCGGAAAAAUCAUACAGCUUGGGGCAGCUGCCAGCUUUUGGGACGCCUCCAGAGGGGCAGUAUCCCUCAAUUAGCUCACUCGACACAGAAGGCAAAGCUAUCAAGGAGCCCAAGAAACUCCAAACCACUUCAUCACCGGACUCCUGCGAUAAUGGGGAGAAAAAACGCUCCAAGAUCAAGAGCUUGUUUAAGAAAAGCAAAAAGUUGUGAGGAACAGUAGAGGAUGAAAUGGAUGGAAAAAGUAGCCUUAAAAAAAAAAACUAUGAAAAAAUAAUUGAUGCUUUCAACCAGGAGCCAAAACUUUUUUUUUUGGUUUCUUUCUUUCUUUUCUUUCUAUUUUUUUUAUUUUUAUUAUUUAAAUGGAAUCUAGGCACAAUCCUGGGUUGGAAGCCUUUUUACAGUAUGGUAAUUUGUUCUAACCAUCAUACUGAUGCCUUUAAAGUCCAGAACAUGUCAUGUCCGGUUUCUGCAUAACACGAGUUAUGACCUAUUUGUUGUCUUUAUUUGGGUGGAGUCUCUGUUUUCAUAGAGUGGACCCUUAUGAUGUCAUUAGGAGGUAGGGGAGACCGGGACUAGUUGUCACAGAUUUUACUCCAGUAAAUAUUUCUCAGGGUAGGUUUAUUUUUUUAACAGCUAUUGUAUAUUUACACAGUUAUUGCCCAGAAAAAAUAUACAGUUCAUUGAAUGAACACUGACCUUUUGUGACCCCCACCCCCCAUAUGUCAAUGGAAGCUGCCAUUAAAGAGGCUUUUCAGCAAAAUGUAAGAAUCAAAACAAUUAUGAAACACAAAUCAAAUAAUGAAACAGCUCAAAUUAAAAAGGUAACUAAAAUAUUGAAACAUUGUUUUUGUUCAACAGAUGUUGUAUCUAAUAAAUUAGAUACAUCAAUGCCAUUUAAAAUAUGUGACAACUUGCCCCAACCUUACAUUUAUGAACAAUUUCUUUAUCCUGAGAACACAAUUCAACCUUUAAGUUACAAUCUACCUUCAUUAUAUAGUUGAUCCUUGCCUGGAUGUAUAGUAUGAAUUUUUGAAAAUGAUUUAAUUUGAAUUUGAGUAUUUUGAACUGUUUAAAAACAAACAAAAAA
This is a messenger RNA of Xyrauchen texanus (razorback sucker), 3704 nucleotides long. RefSeq names its product stromal interaction molecule 2-like. Gene Ontology annotation, molecular function: protein binding; calcium ion binding; calcium channel regulator activity. Gene Ontology annotation, biological process: intracellular calcium ion homeostasis; store-operated calcium entry; activation of store-operated calcium channel activity. The coding region runs from base 641 to 2827 and encodes 728 amino acids. Lineage: Eukaryota; Metazoa; Chordata; Actinopteri; Cypriniformes; Catostomidae. The record is from RefSeq and is a predicted model, not a curated record. The transcript has 12 exons. Gene Ontology annotation, cellular component: plasma membrane; endoplasmic reticulum.